AUAAAAUAAUUAAAAUGUAAAUAAAACGCAAAAUUGGUAUUUUUCCUGUCAAUUCCUCAAUCUUCAAUCCUUUUACGCCCUUCUCCCGCAAAUCUUCAAUCCAGUUUCUACUCAAUUCUCAGACACGAAGAUUGUGAGAAUCUAGGGUUUCCGUUUUUUGUAAUUUGGGGAUUUUUUUUUUACGAUGGAAGGGGCGAGCAACGGAGGGAUGUUGUACCACGAGGUACAAGAGUCGAAGCUAUGCGCCGUGCAUUGCGUGAACACGGUGCUGCAGGGUCCUUUCUUCUCCGAAUUUGAUUUGGCGGCGCUCGCCUCCGAUCUCGAUCGGAAGGAGCGGCAGAUGAUGCUCGUCGAGGGCGGCUCACACGCCGGCGAUUUCCUCUCCGAGGAGUCUCACAACGUCUCCUUGGACGGCGAUUUCAGUAUUCAGGUUCUACAAAGGGCUUUAGAGGUUUGGGAUCUGCAGGUCAUCCCCCUUGAUUCUCCGGUUGCUGAGCCCGCCCAGAUAGAUCCUGAGCUUGAAAAUGCAUUUAUCUGUCAUUUGCAGGAUCAUUGGUUUUGUAUCCGGAAAGUGAGUGGAGAGUGGUAUAACUUCGACAGUCUUUAUGCGGCUCCAUUGCACCUCUCAAAGUUUUACCUUUCAGCCUAUCUGGACACACUAAAAGGCUCGGGUUGGAGCAUUUUCCUGGUGAGAGGCAACUUCCCAAAAGAGUGUCCCAUCUCAUCCUCCGAAGCUUCUAAUGGUUAUGGGCAGUGGCUUUCACCUGAAGAUGCUGAGAGGAUAAAUAAAUCCUGCAACUCCACAAAGGCUCAGCCUGAAAGAACAAAUUUGAAUCCACAAUCUUCAGCACAAUUUCUAUCAAAUGAGGAAGCAGAUUUGCUUUCAGAAAUGGAAGAUGAGGAUUUGAAAGCUGCUAUAGCUGCCAGUCUUAUGGAUUCUACCCCAGCCAUUACCUGUGCUCAAGCCGGAAGCCCACAUUAUAGCAGCAGAAACCCUCAGGACAGCAACGACAACCCUCAGAACAGCACCCAAAACCCACAAGACAGCACCAACAACUCUCAGAACAGCACCCAAAACCCUCAGGACAGCAACGACAACCCUCAGAAUAGCACCCAAAACCCUCAAGACAGCACCGACAACUCUCAGAACAUUACCGGAAACCCUCAGAACAUUACCGGAAACCCCCAGAACAUUACUGGAAACCCCCAGAACAUUACCGGAACCCCUCAGAACAUUACUGGAAAUCCUCAGAACAUUACUGGCAGCCCUCAGAUCAGCACUGGCAAUCCUCGGAUCAGCACUGGCAAUCCUCAGAUAGAAAGUUCAGGGAGCCUUGAGAAAAUUGAUUGAGCAAAGGAAAGUAUAUUCUUUCUUAAAUUUUAUGUUUAUGGUUGAGGGCAAUGAUCUAUGUCAGGUUAGACAGUUGAUUUACAAUCCUUGGUGCAAAGUCAUCGCACUUUGCCGCAUAUACAGCUCUGUUAUACUUUAUACUUUCGUCAACUCAAAAUGUAUAAACUUGAAGAAAUAACCUCCCAGUUUUUCCAUUGGAUGAUUACAAUUUUUUGCAUUUUGGUAAUA
This is a messenger RNA of Malus domestica (apple), 1579 nucleotides long. RefSeq names its product ataxin-3 homolog. Gene Ontology annotation, molecular function: cysteine-type deubiquitinase activity. Lineage: Eukaryota; Viridiplantae; Streptophyta; Magnoliopsida; Rosales; Rosaceae. The record is from RefSeq and is a predicted model, not a curated record. Gene Ontology annotation, cellular component: nucleus. Gene Ontology annotation, biological process: protein deubiquitination.